AUGCAAGUCGAGACAAAACUGAAAAGCUAAAGAAAUCAUCGAAUGACUGGCCAGCAUCUAAUUGAAACUCAGUGGCUGUUGGCUUUACACUAAGAUGUCAGCGGCAGCUUCUCUGCAGUGAGCACAUUGAGGUUAUGCUGCCUAUAAACUCCUGCUUGAGUCUCAGUGAGAAAGAGAAAGGCUAAAGCCUGUGCAGAUCCGAUUGUUGUUGAGCGUCUCCUGUGCUGCUUCACCGCAGUGUCCUGACGUCAACCAUGAGCGACCCUGUGACUUCAGAUGAACUCACCAAUGCUGUGGCUUCAGUCGUUCACAACCCCGAGUCGUCAUCAUCCCCACCUGUCCGAGUGCCACAGAGGGUGGAAGAGGAGGAAGGUGACCUGAAUAAAGCGUUAGGUGUUCAGCGCUUCCAGCAGAUCCUGAGCCCCACUCCCAGAGUUCCCAGCGAGCAGCACCGCACCUACAAUGAGGAAGAUUUUGAAUAUCAUCGUCACUCGUCCCAUCACAUCCACCACCCUCUGUCCAAACUUUCGGGCGACGGCAGGAGGAAGAAGUGUGGGAGGAAGAGGAAACGGAGCAGCAGUAAGGACCACAGAGUCUGUUCCAGCCCCAGCGCUGCUUUGGCCAUCGAGGAGGGUGAAGAUGAGGAGGAGGAGGAAGAUGAAGAAGCUACAGAGAGCCAGAGCGCCACCCCAGCGCCCACAACAGAGAGAAAAGACAGUGUUCAGUUCUUUGUGUCAGAUGACGAGCCUCAUGUAUCCACACCUGAGACUUCAGAGCCUCUUCCUGCACGAGAAAUCCUGAUCGUCCCGUUGUCUGCUGUGUGUUCAGAGCCUCAGGACAGCACAUCCACUGAGCCGUCUGAACCUGCUCUUCUGACUCCUAGCACCUCUGAACCCAGCUCUCUGCCCCGUGUGUCGAGUCGCAGCUACGACCUUCAGGAGAGACGUCGCACGGGCAACAUGACGGGGACCGAGCAGGCCAAAUACCAGCGGAUCCCCACCGAUGAGUUUGAGGCACAGACCCUGGCCUCGGCUGACCUCGAUGGCAUUAAAAGUCAUCGUUUUGAAGAUGUUCCUGGAGUACGUCGACACCUGGUCAGGAAAAGCACAAAAGGACAAGUGGUGCACAUCAGCAAAGAUCACAAAGAGCCCAGCACACGCAGUCGCAAACUAGACCGGACGCCACAUGAGGUGUUUGUGGAGCUGAAUGAGCUGAUCAUGGAUAAAAACCAGGAGAUGCAGUGGAGAGAAACGGCUCGCUGGAUCAAGUUUGAAGAGGAUGUGGAGGAGGAGACGGACCGCUGGGGGAAACCUCACGUCGCCUCGCUGUCGUUCCGCAGUCUGCUGGAGCUGAGAAAAACCAUCUCUCAUGGAGCUGUGCUUCUGGAUUUGGACCAGAAGACUCUUCCUGGUAUUGCCCAUCAGGUGGUGGAGCAGAUGAUCAUCUCAGACCAGAUCAAAGCUGAGGACAGAGCCAAUGUGCUCCGUGCUCUUCUCCUCAAGCACAGUCACCCGAGCGAUGAGAAAGAGCACAGCUCCUCCUUCCCCAGAAACAUCUCAGCGGCCAGCCUGGGCUCCCUGAUCAGCCAUCACCAGAGCAGCAGCAACCACCUGUCCCCUGUCCCCGAGCCCUCCGUCACAGAGCCACUCAUGGGGUCCACAAGGAACAGUCAAGACAGCUCACUUCACAUUGACAUAGAGAAGAACGAGAAAGAUUCUGCUCCACCCAUAGGAAUGCACAGAUCCAAAUCCAAACAUGAACUUAAGCUUCUGGAGAAAAUUCCAGAAAAUGCUGAAGCCACUGUGGUACUCGUUGGCAGUGUUGACUUCCUGGAGCAGCCCACCAUGGCAUUUGUUCGACUUCAGGAAGCUGUCGAAUUGGACUCAGUGUUGGAGGUACCGGUUCCUGUUCGGUUUCUCUUUGUGCUGCUUGGUCCUCCCAGCACCAGCAUGGACUACCACCAGAUCGGACGCUCCAUUUCCACACUCAUGUCCGACAAGCAAUUUCAUGAAGCUGCGUACCUGGCAGAUGAUCGGCAGGACCUGCUCAAUGCCAUCAAUGGCUUCCUGGACUGCAGUAUUGUUCUCCCUCCAUCAGAACUAGGCGGUGAAGAUCUUCUGCGGUCCGUCGCUCACUUCCAAAGAGAGAUGCUCCGCAAGAGAGAAGAGCAGGAGGUGGCCUUAUUGUCCAAAGAACCCAAGAGCCUUGAAGAGAAAGAGGCCUUGCUCACACCCUUAAAACUAGAAGAUGACCCUUUACGACGCACAGGCCGUCUGUUUGGUGGGCUGAUCCGUGAUGCCCAGCGCCGUUACCCAAAGUACAUCAGUGACUUCAAGGAUGCACUGAACCCCCAGUGCAUGGCUGCUGUCAUCUUUAUUUAUUUUGCUGCUCUUUCUCCCACCAUCACAUUCGGAGGCCUUCUAGGUGAGAAGACUGAAGGGCUCAUUGGCGUGUCGGAGCUGAUUGUGGCCACAUGUAUUCAGGAGGCCUUGCUCACACCCUUAAAACUAGAAGAUGACCCUUUACGACGCACAGGCCGUCUGUUUGGUGGGCUGAUCCGUGAUGCCCAGCGCCGUUACCCAAAGUACAUCAGUGACUUCAAGGAUGCACUGAACCCCCAGUGCAUGGCUGCUGUCAUCUUUAUUUAUUUUGCUGCUCUUUCUCCCACCAUCACAUUCGGAGGCCUUCUAGGUCAGUUACACUACCGCUUCGUCUGUACUCUUACUGAUAGUAACAUAUUGAUAAGAUUUUAA
Messenger RNA from Sinocyclocheilus grahami, 2753 nucleotides. Its product is annotated as anion exchange protein 2-like. The record is from RefSeq and is a predicted model, not a curated record. The transcript is spliced from 17 exons. The coding region runs from base 255 to 2753 and encodes 832 amino acids. Gene Ontology annotation, molecular function: monoatomic anion transmembrane transporter activity; solute:inorganic anion antiporter activity. Gene Ontology annotation, cellular component: basolateral plasma membrane; plasma membrane; apical plasma membrane. Lineage: Eukaryota; Metazoa; Chordata; Actinopteri; Cypriniformes; Cyprinidae. Gene Ontology annotation, biological process: bicarbonate transport; monoatomic anion transport; transmembrane transport.